UCCGGGACUGAUAGGCGCGCAGAGCGACAUGGCUUCCCGCCCUUUCCCGCCUUCGGCGUGGCGGCGGGGAAAGAGGGCGGUUCGACCUUUAGAGGUGGAAGGAGUUCUGAGGAGGGAGUGUGUUGUGUCAGUAAUGUUAUAGACUCUCCUAUCCAAGGCAUUCCAUCUACUCUUGCUUUUGCUGCUCCCAACAAGACUGUGGACUUGUUUGAGAUGAUUGAAAAAAUGCAGGGGAGUCGUCUGGAUGAACAAAGAUGUUCCCUUCCAGCUCCUCUCAAGACAGAAGAAGAGUAUAUUCCUUACCCGAGCAUCCAUGAGGUAUUACAGAAAGGGUGGCCAUAUCCUCUCAUUAUCUUACCCCAGUUUGGGGGCUACUGGAUUGAAGGGACAAGCCACAACCUCUCCAGUCCAACUCUCUCUGAUGUACCCUUUCCCUGGAGUGUUAAGGUGAAACUGGAGAGUGACCCCACAGCCAAGCUAUACCGCAAGCAUUUCCUAGGGAAGGAGCACCAGAACUUUUAUUCCAGUGAUGUGUCCUUGGGCUACUUGAUACUUUCUGUGAAGUAUGAACAGUCUGAGAAACAGGAAAAUCUACGCUUGUUGCUGAGGACACGAUCUGGUACCAAACAUGAUCUGAUCCCCAUUUCCUGUCUGAAUGAAUUUCCCAAUGCUGUCCAGAUGGCAAAGCUACUGUGUGAAGAUGUGAAUGUUGAACGCUUCUUUCCUGUCCUCUAUCCCAAGGCUUCACAGCUUAUUGUAGCAUUUGAUGAACAUGUUAUAAGCAAUAACUUCAAAUUUGGGGUAAUCUACCAGAAACCUGGACAGACAACUGAAGAAGAAGUCUUCAGUAACACAGAAGAGAGUCUGGGUUUCCUGGAGUUCUUAGAUUUCCUUGGUGACAAGAUUCAGCUGCAGGAUUUCCGUGGGUUCCGGGGAGGUUUGGAUGUCAUUAGAGGUCAAACAGGCACUGAAUCAGUUUAUACGAAUUUCCGGGGCAAAGAGAUCAUGUUUCAUGUGUCUACAAAACUGCCCUUCGCAGAAGGAGAUUCCCAACAGCUUCAGCGGAAGCGUCACAUUGGGAACGACAUUGUAGCCAUCAUCUUCCAGGAUGAAAGCACACCUUUUGUGCCUGAUAUGAUUGCUUCUAAUUUCCUACAUGCAUACGUGGUAGUUCAGCUCACUCACAGCAGUUGUGGGGAGACCCUCUACAAGGUUUCAGUCACAGCACGAGAUGAUGUGCCCUUCUUUGGACCUUCUCUACCAAAUCCAGCCAUAUUUAGAAAGAGUACAGAGUUUCGUGAAUUCCUUCUGGUCAAGCUCAUCAAUGCUGAAUACAGCUGCUAUCGAGCUGAAAAAUUUGCUAAAUUAAAGGAGAGAACACGAAGUGCCCUCUUGGAGAGUCUUUUUGAGGAGCUGCAGUUUCGCAGCCGCUGUAUGAUGGGAUUGCCCAUAGAAGAAGAUGACAAGACAGAGAAUGGCAGUGGGGGCUUCUUUGAGAAUUUCAAGCGGGUGAUCAGAGGCCGCAGCCAGAGCCUGGAUACCAUGGGGAUAUCUAUGAGAAAACAGCAGCCAGCCACCAUGCCCAGCCGCCCGACGACAGCUGGCCUUGCUCUGAGCCAGAGUGUUGCCGAGGGCCCUAAGGCCAUUGCUGCGUCUUUUGCCUUGCCUGGUAGGAGCCCAUCACGUACUCGAACCAGCCGUUUCCAUGGGCGACGGAGUAGUGCCAUUGGCAUUGAGAACAUACAGGAGGAGAAGAGCAGAGACAUUGCAGAGAGGGUACAGAAGAUGGUAGACUGUCCAGAAACUUUGCUUGACCUGAAAUCUGAUGGUUCAUCCAGUCCCAGCUCCCCAGAGUUCCCCAGCAGGAAGAGCAAACACAUCUGAGUGGGGACAUCAAGCCAAUCAGGAGUGGACCGGAUGCUACUAAUUGUUUACCUCACUGAAGAUACUGGCAAGACUUUUUGGGUGAAAUGAGAGUACUGGCUAAGAGGAGCAUGAACUUAGAGGACCUCAAGGACUGUGGAAAGACCAAGUGACACCACAUAAUGCUCCACUGGCAGUCCCUGGAGCAGCAAUCAUGGAGAGGAAGAAGGACGAAAUUAGGAAGGAAGAAAUUAUUUUGGAGCAUUUUGACUCUAGGCUCUUCCCACUGUCCAAUCAGCAGUCACUGAAUCAGACUCUACAAAUGCUGGGGGAAAGGAGGCUACCUUGAGCACCUCCUCUUCCCUUAGACUUAUUCAGAAAGAGAAUUAAGUCAAAAGCAGAACACAUUUCCACCUCUGUCUCUAGUAAGCACUAGAGAUGGAUGACCUAGUUUGGGAAAUGCAAUCCAAAGAAAGAGAAUGAAGAAAUCUGCUGAGGAAGGGUGCUAAGAAGGUGAUACUUAGUGGAAAUUUAGGUCCCAGCUCAUUUUAUUGAUUGGCUCUGCCAAGGGAGAAGUAUGUUAGCCUUCAUUUCCUCCAAAAUAUAUUUUGUAGCCUCAUGAGGAAAUAUCUUUGGCCUGUAUUGGCCUUGCCUUUACUGUUCUCCCUAUUGCAUGCUGGCAUGUAAUAUGCCUGGGGCUUUAGGUUUCAAUACUGCUUGUAGGUCGAGACCGGCCGUGUUUUGCAGUAUUUCUGA
This is a messenger RNA of Centrocercus urophasianus (Greater sage-grouse), 2619 nucleotides long. RefSeq names its product rap1 GTPase-activating protein 1-like. The coding region runs from base 214 to 1884 and encodes 556 amino acids. The record is from RefSeq and is a predicted model, not a curated record. The transcript has 20 exons. Gene Ontology annotation, biological process: regulation of small GTPase mediated signal transduction; activation of GTPase activity. Gene Ontology annotation, molecular function: GTPase activator activity. Gene Ontology annotation, cellular component: cytoplasm. Lineage: Eukaryota; Metazoa; Chordata; Aves; Galliformes; Phasianidae.